UCAACAUUAACCUAACUUUUUAUAAAUUUCAUAAAUUAUUUUUUUUAUAGAAGUUUUACGUUAUUAAAUUACAAUUUUAAAAUGACCGAGUCACCUAGUAACUCGACAAUUCCUUAUAGCAAGAAAAACGAUAAACAUCAAGAUGAGAAAUUAAUGGAACCAUUUAUUUACAUAUUGCAAGUACCUGGAAAGGACAUAAGGUCAAAAUUGGCAAAAGCGUUUAACUACUGGUUGAACGUCCCUGAUGAAAAACUGUCUCAAAUAUCAGAUAUUGUUAAAAUAUUGCACAAUUCUAGUCUUCUAAUAGAUGAUAUACAAGAUAAUUCUAUUCUCAGAAGAGGUAUUCCUGUUGCACAUUCAAUUUAUGGAGUAGCUAGUACAAUAAAUACAGCUAAUUAUACAUCUUUUAUUGCCUUAGAGAGAGUGAUGGAUCUAAAUCAUCCUGAAGCAAUUUCAAUCGCCUUAGAACAAAUUUUAGAAUUAUAUAGAGGCCAAGGAAUGGAAAUAUAUUGGAGGGACAAUUUUACUUGCCCUUCUGAAGAAGAAUAUAAACAGAUGGUUAAAAGAAAAACUGGAGGAUUAUUUAUGUUAGCUAUAAGGUUGAUGCAACUUUUCAGUGAUAAUAAGGCUGACUUCACAAAGAUAACAGGAAUUUUGGGCCUUAUAUUUCAAAUACGCGAUGAUUACAUAAAUCUGGUGUCAAAAGAUUAUAUGCAUCAUAAAAGCUACUGUGAAGAUUUAACCGAAGGUAAAUUCAGCUUUCCUAUUAUUCAUGCGAUUCAUAGUCAAGCAGAAGAUAAGCAAAUUAUCCAUAUACUUCGGCAACGAACAAAGGAGAUUGAAGUAAAAAAGUACUGUGUAGAUUUAUUAGAAAAAUUCGGCAGUUUUGAAUACACAAGGCAGACCUUAAAAAAUCUGGAAAAAGAUGCUAAAGAAGAACUGGAGAAGUUGGGCGGAAACCCUUACAUGGAAGAUUUUAUUAACUCAUUAUCAAAAACGUAGUUAAGUAUUAAAUAAAUAAAAAUAUGUAUGUUUGUUACCUUUAUACAUUGUUUUAAAU
This is a messenger RNA of Anoplophora glabripennis (Asian longhorned beetle), 1060 nucleotides long. It is a transcript of the gene qm, whose product is annotated as geranylgeranyl pyrophosphate synthase. The transcript is spliced from 7 exons. Gene Ontology annotation, molecular function: prenyltransferase activity. Bases 82 to 1002 code for a protein of 306 amino acids. NCBI's taxonomy places the organism in Eukaryota, Metazoa, Arthropoda, Insecta, Coleoptera, Cerambycidae. The record is from RefSeq and is a predicted model, not a curated record. Gene Ontology annotation, biological process: isoprenoid biosynthetic process.